Drosophila takahashii is the source of this 4603-nucleotide messenger RNA. It is a transcript of the gene Nckx30C, whose product is annotated as solute carrier family 24 member Nckx30C. Lineage: Eukaryota; Metazoa; Arthropoda; Insecta; Diptera; Drosophilidae. The record is from RefSeq and is a predicted model, not a curated record. Gene Ontology annotation, cellular component: plasma membrane. Gene Ontology annotation, biological process: intracellular calcium ion homeostasis; calcium ion transmembrane transport. Gene Ontology annotation, molecular function: calcium channel activity; calcium, potassium:sodium antiporter activity.
GGGCGCUGUGCUGACAACAUCCUCGCAGGACCAACGAGCGGAUGGUGCGUCCAAGAGUCCUCCUGCUCAGUACAGCCAUCCUUUGAAGCUUAACAGCCAUCGAGCGAAGCCUUCGAAAAUGUAAACAAAAGCGACGCAGGCGCAGCAGUACUCUCUCCCUCACACCUCAAGCAGUUUGGAAAGGAAAGGCAGGGAAAGCCGAGCUUCCAGGUCGGCUAUCGGCGGCCGUCGGUUUUCCAGCCCACAUCCUGGCCAGGCUCAAAAACAGGCUCAGGCAGCCAGCGCUCACAACGCCAGCAGAGUGCGCAGCGUGAUGUAGUCCAGAGCUCCAGAGCCAGCUCCAGUUUUCAGCUGCAGACCGAGACCGAUAAAUCCAGCUCCAGCCACUCAGGGAAACUUUUCCACACUCGAGCACGCACACAGGGGCAGGUCGGAAAAGCUGAGAAGCGGAAAAGCGGAAAAGCCUCAGACAAAUGGCCAGGAAUAGCAGCAGCGGCGAACGCAGCAGCACCAGCAGCAGCAGCAGCAGCAGUGCCACAGAAGCGGGGCAGCCGUGAAAAAAAGAGGAGGCGUGAAAAAUACCACAAAAUAGCACGGGGGCAGCAGUGUGCCGUGUGUGUGUUUGUGUGAAAAUCUAGGGGAAAAGCGCGCCCCGUGGAAAUGGAAAUGGGCAUGCUGGGGCUUCUUCUGUUAGCCACGCCAGCAGCGGAAGUAGCAGCAACAUUAGCCGAAACGGAAACAGAAACAGCAGCCUGAAUCCGCGACCGCUUCCAAUUUAUCCGUUCUCCGCUCUCCGUUCUCCGUUCCGUGUUAAUUGUUAUUUAUGUAUAGUGUGUAUAUAAAGUUGUGUGAUACAAAUGGAUCGCAAGGAUCUGGCCGAAAGAGAGAAACUCUAAUCUAAACUCAGUCUCAGUCUAAUCAAAAGCGUACAACGACAACAAACGGUUUUGCAAGUGAAACGAUAACACCAAACGAUAACCAAACCAAACCAACAACAUUAUUCCAACGGGUCCAAUGUUGCAGCCAACAACAUGCAGCAAACAGCAACAGCAGAGGCAGCAAACAGCAAUCGCAGCAGCAGCAGCAGCAGUGGAAGGAGCAGCUAAAGAUCAUGGAGCCUUAGCAGCCGCAGCAGUAGCAGCCACUGCAACAGCGACAGCAGCAGCAACUGCAACAGCAGCAGCAACCGCAGCAGCAACCGCAGCAGCAACAACAAGCAGCAGCAGCAGCAGCAACACUUGGUGCCACAGCGACAACAUGUUGUCCGUAGGCCAUAGCCGCACCACCAGCACAACGAUAGACUUCAAUAGUCGCCGGCGGAGGGGGCGCCUACGGGGCCACGCCCCCUUUGUCCUGGCGGAGAACAAGCAACACCAAGCUACGAUACUGGACGAGUGUGUAAAUAUUUUCAAGCGCUUAGUAUUAUUAACAUUAAAAACAAUAUCAGCAACAACAAUAACGAAAGCGAAGACAAGAAGCAGAGCGGCAACUGCAACAUCUGCAACAUCUCGUGGUGCCUCCGUGGAUGAGCAGCUGCUCCAUCCAAGCAGCCGCAGCCGCUGCAGAAGUCCCCGCUGCCUCCGCCUGCCGAUCUACAGCAUCCUGCUGCUCUGCCUGGCCAGCCAGGGAUUGGGACUCGGCGAUGCCCACAAGCCCAAGUCGGCCAAGCAGCACUUCGGUGGCGGCAAUAGCCCCAAUCAGAACCAGAACCAGAACCACAACGAUGUCCUGGGCGGGGUGGGCGCCCCGUCGCAGACGUCCGGCGAGGACGAGGCCGAGAUCAUGUACCCCUUCCAGUCCGGGGAGCAGAUGUUCGGCCUGGAGGAGGACCAGGAGCAGGACCAGGAGCUCAACUCCAAUGCAGUGCCCGGCUCCGACGAGGAUAAUGCGGCCAAUCCACGUGGUAUCAAUGACACGCACAACGAUAACUCGACCACCACGAAAACGCCACUAUUCCCGAAAGACCUUUUCACGAAAGAACAGCUUGAGAACGGCGCUGUCAUCCUGCACAUCAUUGGGGUGAUAUAUAUGUUUGUGGCGCUGGCAAUUGUCUGUGAUGAAUUCUUCGUGCCUUCCCUUGACGUAAUCAUUGAAAAGCUCGGCAUCACGGACGAUGUGGCCGGCGCUACGUUUAUGGCGGCGGGUGGCAGUGCCCCCGAGCUCUUCACCAGUGUGAUUGGCGUUUUCGUGUCGUUCGACGACGUGGGCAUUGGUACGAUCGUUGGCUCCGCCGUGUUCAACAUACUGUUCGUGAUCGGCAUGUGCGCCCUCUUCUCGAAGACGGUCCUGUCGCUCACCUGGUGGCCUUUGUUCCGCGACUGCUCCUUCUACAGCAUCAGCCUGCUGGUGCUGAUCUACUUCUUCCGGGACAACCGCAUCUUCUGGUGGGAGGCCCUCAUCCUGUUCACCAUCUACAUCGCCUACGUGGCCUUCAUGAAGUGGAACGUCCAGGUGGAGACGUGCGUCAAGAAGAUGAUUACCAAAAACAAGGUGACUCGCGUCAGAAGUACAGAUCAACUUAUGCCAGCAGGUAAUGCGGCCAACUCCUCCGAAACAUCGAUGGCCACCCAGCCGGGCGGCUCGGUAACAUCGCGGGCGGCGAGCGAAACCCGCUCGGGUCCGCCCGGAUCGAGCCAUGCGGGCGCCACAGGUAAUAGCAGCGGCGGGGGCGGCACCUCGGGUAGUACUCAGACCGGUGCCAAGUUCCGCCACGGCCUGUUACAGCUAAUGAUACACACGAUAGAUCCACUACACGAUGAUGAUGUUCCAGGCAAAGUGGACGAGAAGGCGACGCAGCUGCACGCCAUUGCCUCGCUGAAGGUUUUGCUGGAUGCCACCAAGCCGCAGCGCGGUGGUGCCACCACCUCGGCGGCCAACCACGUCAAGAUCAACCUCAAGGAGACCACGCUCGCCGAUCGUCCCAAUGGGAAUAUCGACACCACCCUCGACUCGCCAUCGUUGAGUGGUCGACGUCCUAGCUGGAUUGAGCAGAGGGUCAAAAUUCAGACACGCAAAUUUAGCAUCAAAGCGCCCGAAAUCGAGGAUGAGCCGGAACCCCUGAGCAUGGCCUGGCCGGACACGGCGCGAAAGCGGCUCACCUACGUCCUGGUGGCCCCGCUCCUGGUGCCCAUGUGGCUGACACUGCCCGACACGCGGACGCCCCGCGGCAAGCGCUUCUUUCCGGUCACCUUCAUCGGCUCCAUCGUGUGGAUAGCGGCCUUCUCCUACCUGAUGGUCUGGUGGGCCAACGUGGCCGGCGACACGGCGCGCAUUCCGCCCGAGGUCAUGGGUCUGACCUUCCUGGCGGCGGGCACCUCCAUUCCGGACUUGAUUACCUCGGUGAUAGUGGCACGCAAGGGAUUCGGCGACAUGGCCGUGUCCAGUUCCGUGGGCAGUAAUAUAUUCGACGUGACCGUGGGCCUGCCGAUCCCGUGGCUGCUGUAUGGAAUCAUCUACGGGGCCCCUGUGGAGGUGAACUCGGUGGGCAUGGUCUGCUCCAUAACCAUCCUGUUUAUGAUGCUUGUGUUCGUGGUGAUGUCAAUCGCCUGCUUCCGCUGGCGCAUGAACAAGGGGUUGGGCUUCACCAUGUUUCUGUUGUAUUUUGCCUUUGUCGCCGUGUCGCUGAUGUUCGAAUACGACGUGAUCACGUGCCCCUUCUAAGGGGCAGGGGCAAAGACAAAAGCGGUCAACACUUACCGAGUUCAAGCUACCGAGAUCCCAAGGAUGUCUACCAAGGACAUGGAUGUGGACAAGGAUGUCUGGAUGCCGCCGAGGACGAGACAGUCUCACGUCUCACACCCAAUUAGCUAAAUUAUAUACAAGCAAAUUAAUGAAUGAUUAACAAAUUAAUUAACAAUGGACUAAAGCUAAAUAAUCGAAUUGUUAAACAGACAAAAACACCGCCACACACAGACUCACUCCAGAUACACUCCACAAAACCGAAACAAACAUAAUGAAAAUAACGAAAUCGAAAACUUAACGUUAACAAAAUGCGAGUUAGUUAGUGCCAGCGUUUCUUUUUCGAAAGACAUUUACUUUAAAGUGUUUAGCGCAGCUUUUUAACGCAAGCAGCCCCCUCCAGUCCCUAACUCUACGAAUCUUUGCUCCCAACUAUCGUAUCUAUGUAUCUACGACCUAAUACCAAACUAGCGAGAAGGAAACACACGACAAUGGCUUCCCAACCACUUACUAACUAUGUAUCUACCUAACGUUUGGGUUUUAACUACAAGCAUAAGAAAACCAGCAAAAGUAUGUAUCAACAAAUAUAUAUGAUUAUCUCGGCACAAGGCACCCUAUAUCCUAUAUACGGUACGUUACGAUACGAUACGAUAAGAUACAAUACGAUACGAUAAAGGAAAGCAGCCUCCAAAUUUUGUGUUGAGCUCUGUCGUUUCGUUUCGAUCGAUCGAGCAAAAAGCCUUUCAUUUGCGUGCUCUACUAAGAUUUCUCCUAAAAGCUUUAUCCAGAGCCUAUCUAAACUCUAUCUAGUUUACGACUUAUAUACAUAAUACUUAUAUACCCACUCACACGCACACUUACAUGGCAUACUAUAUAUUGACCUGUAUUGAUUAAGUGAUAAUUUGCGUACUUAUUGAACAAGCAA